AAAGGGAUGCCAUUACACAACACAAGUAGAGGCACUCUGGUAGAUAGAGAAGGGAAACCAUGGCUUCAUCCCUCACUGGUUCUUUCCAGACAUGCAAUUUUAGAUCAGUAUUUCUUGGUGAGACGAGCGGAAUGCAUGUGUGCAGCACUCCCACGACUCGAAUAGGCUUUCUAAGAAAAGCGAUUGAGUGUAAGGAAUCGAGAAUAGGGAAAAAUCCAAUUGAAGUACCAUCAAAUGUGACAAUCUUGCUGGAAGGACAGGACUUGAAAGUUAAGGGUCCUCUUGGGGAGCUGUCUAGGACUUACCCACGUGAGGUCAAAGUUGAGAGACAAGACAGUGUGUUAAAGGUGACUAAGGCAAUGGAUACUAGAAGAGCUAACCAGAUGCAUGGGUUAUUCAGGACUCUUACUGACAACAUGGUCGUUGGUGUCUCUAAAGGGUUCGACAAGAAACUUCAACUUGUUGGGGUUGGAUAUCGAGCUCUGUUGGAAGGUAACGAAUUGGUAUUAAAUCUUGGGUUUUCACACCCAGUUAAAAUGCCAAUUCCGGAUGGAAUUCAAGUAAAGGUUGAAGAGAACACCAGAAUAACCGUCAGUGGCUAUGACAAGUGUGCAAUUGGUCAGUUUGCUGCUUCAAUUAGGAAGUGGAGACCCCCAGAACCAUAUAAAGGUAAGGGAGUUAAAUAUGCUGACGAGAUCGUUAGAAGAAAGGAAGGAAAAGCUGGGAAGAAGAAGUAGAGAGCUCUGGUAUUUUAAAGUUUUUUCUGCAAUUUUAUGUUGUAAUCCAACUGCUCAUCUAAAUGUUACAGUUGUAGGAUACUUUUGCGUUAACUGACUAUCCUUUUCUAUGGUGUUCGAUGAAAUAUACUGAGUUGUUUGCAACUUCUGUUAUCUAUUCAUGUUAUACCUGCAUAUGUAUUGAUUACAGUAA
Messenger RNA from Papaver somniferum (opium poppy), 930 nucleotides. RefSeq names its product 50S ribosomal protein L6, chloroplastic-like. Gene Ontology annotation, biological process: translation. NCBI's taxonomy places the organism in Eukaryota, Viridiplantae, Streptophyta, Magnoliopsida, Ranunculales, Papaveraceae. Bases 60 to 737 code for a protein of 225 amino acids. Gene Ontology annotation, molecular function: rRNA binding; structural constituent of ribosome. Gene Ontology annotation, cellular component: ribosome. The transcript has 3 exons. The record is from RefSeq and is a predicted model, not a curated record.